CAAAAGGAUCCUCUUCUAUUUAUCGCUCAAUAUCUGAACAAUCAUGGCAUGCGAGUUGUUGAUCUAUUCAGAAUAAUGGACAAGUCCAAUUCGGGCGAACUCACCCGGGCCGAGUUCACAGCAAGUCUUCUGAAAUUUCGUAUUUCUUUGUCUGCUGAUGAGAUGAGACAGGUGGCCGACUAUGUUGACAACGAGCACACUGACAGGAUUAACUAUCAGAUGCUGUCAAGACGCCUGCGCUCUUAUCGGAUCGAACUUCGCGAUCAGAUUCGUACUCGUCAUCAGGAGUUUCGCAAGGAGCAGAUCGACCAGAUGCGUAUCCGCGUGAGCCAGCCGCACAAGAUCGAGCCGGCUCCACCCGCACAAAUGCAUCAAUGGAAGAAAGUGAAGCAGGUGGGUUUCAGGGAAGAAGCGAAGCGUCAAAAUGUAUGCAAGUUUGGUCGGCCUACUUGCAACCGAUGUCGACAUUUUGCUCUGAACCAUUUGGACCUUCAGCACUCUCAAGCUAUCAUCCGGUGCAUAGGCUCGAUCGGAUUCGUGUCAAUACUCUUCAUGCUACCAAAGCCGUCAUUAAUCGCACCAAUUUUCAUCAUUGAGGCUGAAAUCCUCCGCCUUCCAGUACGAAAACCGCGAGUUCGAAUCCACGCCCGAGGAGGCCGAUGUACGCCAGGCCGGCCGGAAAGAGGAGUCGAGUUGAGAAAAGAAAAGGGAUAA
Protopolystoma xenopodis is the source of this 714-nucleotide messenger RNA. NCBI's taxonomy places the organism in Eukaryota, Metazoa, Platyhelminthes, Monogenea, Polystomatidea, Polystomatidae. The record is from the annotation of a GenBank genome assembly.